ACUAUUCUACUUUCUGUCUCUGUAAAUUUGACUACUCUAAGGAUUUCACGAUGGAUAGAAUGACAGAGGAUGCUCUUCGCCUGAAUCUGUUGAAGCGGAGCUUGGACCCAGCUGAUGAGCGAGAGGAUGUCCUGGCUAAGCGACUCAAAAUGGAGGGGCAUGAGGCCAUGGAACGUCUGAAAAUGUUGGCACUGCUCAAACGGAAGGAUUUGGCAAAUCUUGAAGUGCCACAUGAGUUACCCACCAAACAGGAUGGCAGUGGUGUCAAGGGCUAUGAAGAGAAGCUCAAUGGGAAUCUCAGGCCUCAUGGAGACAACAGGACUGCUGGAAGGCCAGGCAAAGAAAACAUCAAUGAUGAGCCUGUGGAUAUGAGUGCUAGACGGAGUGAGCCAGACCGAGGAAGGCUUACUCCCUCCCCAGACAUCAUUGUUUUGUCUGAUAAUGAGGCUUCCAGUCCCCGUUCCAGCUCCCGAAUGGAAGAAAGACUCAAAGCAGCCAACCUAGAGAUGUUUAAGGGGAAAGGCAUUGAGGAACGGCAGCAGCUCAUCAAGCAGCUGAGAGAUGAGCUGAGAUUGGAAGAAGCCCGACUGGUGCUGUUAAAGAAACUGAGACAGAGUCAGCUACAGAAAGAGAAUGUCGUCCAGAAGACUCCAGUUGUACAGAAUGCAGCAUCUAUUGUUCAACCAUCUCCUGCCCAUGUGGGACAGCAAGGCCUCUCCAAGCUUCCCUCCCGGCCUGGGGCCCAAGGGGUUGAACAGAAUUUGAGGACAUUGCAGGGUCACAGUGUUAUCCGUUCAGCAACCAAUACCACCCUCCCACACAUGUUAAUGUCUCAACGUGUGAUUGCGCCAAACCCAGCCCAGCUACAGGGUCAGCGGGGCCCACCUAAGCCUGGCCUUGUACGCACCACAACACCCAAUAUGAAUCCCGCCAUCAAUUACCAACCGCAGUCAAGUUCUUCUGUUCCCUGUCAGCGUACAACAUCCUCUGCCAUCUAUAUGAACCUUGCCUCCCAUAUUCAGCCAGGGACCGUGAACAGGGUGUCCUCACCACUUCCUAGCCCCAGCGCCAUGACCGAUGCUGCCAACUCACAGGCUGCAGCCAAAUUGGCUCUUCGCAAACAGCUGGAAAAGACACUCCUGGAGAUUCCACCCCCUAAACCACCUGCUCCCCUGCUUCAUUUCCUGCCUAGUGCAGCCAAUAGUGAGUUCAUCUACAUGGUAGGCUUGGAAGAAGUCGUACAGAGUGUCAUCGACAGCCAAGGGAAAAGCUGUGCCUCACUUCUGCGGGUUGAACCCUUUGUUUGUGCCCAGUGCCGCACAGAUUUCACCCCUCACUGGAAGCAAGAAAAGAAUGGUAAGAUUCUAUGUGAGCAAUGUAUGACCUCCAACCAGAAGAAGGCUCUAAAGGCAGAACACACCAACCGACUGAAAAAUGCUUUUGUUAAAGCCCUACAGCAGGAACAGGAAAUUGAACAGCGAUUACAGCAGCAGGCAGCACUCUCCCCCACUACGGCUCCAGCUGUGUCCAGUGUCAGUAAACAAGAGACCAUAAUGAGACAUCAUACGCUUCGACAGGCUCCACAGCCCCAAAGCAGUCUCCAGCGUGGUAUACCCACGUCUGCCCGUUCCAUGCUUUCCAACUUUGCACAGGCACCCCAGCUGUCUGUGCCAGGUGGCCUCCUUGGUAUGCCAGGUGUCAACAUUGCAUACUUGAACACUGGUAUUGGAGGACACAAAGCCCCCAGUCUGGCAGACCGACAGCGGGAAUACCUUUUAGACAUGAUCCCUCCCCGGUCUAUAUCGCAGUCCAUCAGUGGACAGAAAUAACGCCUGUUCCACUUGUACUGCCCCAACCUUGUAUCCUUUACUCCUCUCCUCUCCCGUUGCCCCCAACUUCCGUCGCAUGCAGUGCCUGUACUGGUGCCUACCAUACACGGAAAACAAAACAGAAAAACAGAAGACAAACAGUAGAAAUCAACAAGAAAACACACGCCCUGCCCCGCCACCUCCCCUUUAUUUCACACUGCUGCGAUCUGUUCUUCUGCCACUUUCUCUCUUCAGUUUUCUGUAACAGUGAGGUGGAUCUUUGCCUCUGAUAGAGGUCAGAAUGAGGUCCUGGGGAGAAAUCCAAGCCCUCUGACGUGUGUUUCUAAAGUUUGUUUUUAUGCUUUAAUUAUUAUUAUCAUUUUUAAUGAUGUUGUGUGUCCUCCCUUUGUUCAGUGGACGGUUAAACCUUUUUAUUUUCCCCCCAAUAUUUUUUUUUUCUCUUUUCUUUCCUUUUUUUUUUUGUAAA
This is a messenger RNA of Physeter macrocephalus (sperm whale), 2295 nucleotides long. RefSeq names its product GATA zinc finger domain containing 2B (gene GATAD2B). The record is from RefSeq and is a predicted model, not a curated record. NCBI's taxonomy places the organism in Eukaryota, Metazoa, Chordata, Mammalia, Artiodactyla, Physeteridae. Bases 51 to 1829 code for a protein of 592 amino acids. Gene Ontology annotation, cellular component: NuRD complex. The transcript has 11 exons. Gene Ontology annotation, molecular function: zinc ion binding; sequence-specific DNA binding. Gene Ontology annotation, biological process: negative regulation of transcription by RNA polymerase II.